AUGGCUAUCCUAGUGGAAGCCGUUAGCAACAUGGCCUCCUCCCAACUAAGCAAUCAAAGAACUCUCAUUGAUGAAUGUGGAGAAGCAACCGAGGAGCUUAGUGAAGAAGUGAGUUUAGAGCUUCAAGAUGAAGAAGAUGAGUUGAAGCAAGGAUUGCCACAAGGGGAGGAAGAUGAGACAAUUGAGCCAGAAGAAGUGGGUAAGGAAGAAGAUACCUCACCUCCCAUACCCUUGGUAAGCAAUGAAGAAGGGAUUGAAUUGGAAGGAAGCCACCAAGAGGAGGAGGUUGAGCAAGAAGCAAGCUCCACCAUUGAAGAUGAUUCCACACCAACUAAUGAGUCUUUUGGAAUUGAUGAAUCUCCCUCAUUGUGUUAUGAAAUUAAUGACAAGGAGGACCGUGCACAACCUCCAACACAUGAUUUAAGCAAUGAAGGGUGA
Molecule: messenger RNA, 438 nt
Organism: Arachis stenosperma
Lineage: Eukaryota; Viridiplantae; Streptophyta; Magnoliopsida; Fabales; Fabaceae
Exons: 2
Coding region: 1-438 (145 amino acids)
Source: RefSeq, a predicted model, not a curated record